ACUCCGCCCUCCUCUGCGUGCUCAUUGGCCACCCAGGGCAUGCCCGGUCUCCAUAAAUGCAUGGUCCCCGGACAUAGGAACAUGGAGAGGGACAGGAGGAAACGCGGCACCAGCAGCAUCUCAUCUACUCUCCUUGACACCUCCUCCCCGUGGCUACAGCCAGACCCUAGAGGUCAGCCUUGCAGACCAACAGGAGGACUCCCAGCGUUCCCUUUUCAAGAGGUCCCCAGACCCCGGCUGCCCUCUUCCAGCGCCUGUGGCUAGCGCAAGGAGGAACCAGUGCUCUGAGGCUGUCGCGUGGUGCAGCGUCGAGCAUCCUUGCCGAGGUCCUUUCUGCUGCCUGUCCCGCCUCACCCCGCUCCAUCACACCAGCUGGCCCUCUUUGCCUCCCUUUCCCGGAAUCUUUAAGCUCCGAAUCCCACCAGCGCUUCCUACCAACCUCACCCCACCCCGUCCCUGUGCCUUCCCGCGCUCCGGUGUCCCCCGCUGCCAUGAGCUCCCCCAUCAGCAAGAGCCGCUCGCUUGCCGCCUUCCUGCAGCAGCUGCGCAGUCCGAGGCAGCCCCCGAGACCGGUGACAUCUACGGCGUACUCGUCCCCUCGGCCGCGAGAGGUGCCAGUCUGCCCGCUGACAGCUGGUGGCGAGACUCAGAACGCGGCCGCCCUGCCGGGCCCCACCAGCUGGCCACUGCUGGGUAGCCUGCUGCAGAUUCUCUGGAAAGGGGGGCUCAAGAAACAGCACGACACCCUGGUGGAGUACCACAAGAAGUACGGCAAGAUUUUCCGCAUGAAGUUGGGUUCCUUUGAGUCGGUGCACCUGGGCUCGCCAUGCCUGCUGGAAGCGCUGUACCGCACCGAGAGCGCGUACCCGCAGCGGCUGGAGAUCAAACCGUGGAAGGCCUAUCGCGAUUACCGCAAAGAAGGCUACGGGCUACUGAUCCUGGAAGGGGAAGACUGGCAGCGGGUCCGGAGUGCCUUUCAAAAGAAACUAAUGAAACCAGUGGAAGUGAUGAAGCUGGACAACAAAAUCAAUGAGGUCUUGGCUGAUUUUAUGGGCAGAAUAGAUGAGCUCUGUGAUGAAAGAGGCCACAUUGAAGACUUGUACAGCGAACUGAACAAAUGGUCGUUUGAAAGUAUCUGCCUCGUGUUAUAUGAGAAGAGAUUUGGGCUUCUCCAGAAGAAUGCAGGGGAUGAAGCUAUGAACUUCAUCAUGGCCAUCAAAACAAUGAUGAGCACGUUUGGGAGAAUGAUGGUCACUCCAGUCGAGCUGCACAAGAGCCUCAACACCAAGGUCUGGCAGGACCACACUCUGGCCUGGGACACCAUUUUCAAAUCAGUCAAAUCUUGUGUUGACAACCGGUUGGAGAAGUACUCUCAGCAGCCUAGUGCAGAUUUCCUUUGUGACAUUUAUCACCAGAAUCGGCUUUCAAAGAAAGAAUUGUAUGCUGCUGUCACCGAGCUCCAGCUGGCUGCAGUGGAAACGACAGCAAACAGUCUCAUGUGGAUUCUCUACAAUUUAUCCCGUAAUCCAAAAGUGCAACAAAAGCUGUUUAAGGAAAUUAAAAGUGUAUUACCUGAGAAUCAGGUGCCGCGGGCAGAAGAUUUGAGGAAUAUGCCAUAUUUAAAAGCCUGUCUGAAAGAAUCUAUGAGGCUUACGCCGAGUGUACCAUUUACAACUCGGACUCUUGAUAAGGCAACAGUUCUGGGUGAAUAUGCUUUACCCAAAGGAACAGUGCUGAUGCUAAAUACCCAGGUGCUGGGAUCCGAUGAAGACAAUUUUGAAGAUUCAAGUCAGUUUAGACCUGAACGUUGGCUUCAGGAGAAGGAAAAAAUUAAUCCCUUUGCGCAUCUUCCAUUUGGCAUUGGAAAAAGAAUGUGCAUUGGUCGCCGAUUAGCCGAGCUUCAACUGCAUUUGGCUCUUUGUUGGAUUGUCCGCAAAUAUGACAUCCAGGCCACAGACAACGAGCCUGUUGAGAUGCUACACUCAGGCACCCUGGUGCCCAGCCGGGAGCUCCCCAUCGUGUUUUUCCAGCGAUAAGAUGGCUCAGAUUUUUUUUUUAACCAAGACCAAAACAGCCAUUUCGACUUUUCUGCAAAAAUGGUGCUUACGGCUUCUGCAUUACCGGAACGCAAACUUCAAAAGCCCACAUCAUACAAUAGCUUAUAAAGAAUAUUUAGGCCCAGGUGUUGAUAUUUUUUCUUCUGCAAAAUUGUUCCAGAAGCUAUACUGUCUUUCUAGACCGUGGUAUUUGUUAACGUCAUAUCCAACUCAGGGAAGCGGACUGAGUGCUGGGAUUCAAGGCAUUCUACAGGGUUCACUGCUGGUUUACACUUCACCUGCGUCAGCGCCGUCCUCAGGUGCUUAGAAUGGCCUGGGAGCCUGUUCUCUCUCGCAUCUUCCAUGACAUGAAAGGGAGGCUGGCACUUGUCAGUCAGGUAGAGGUUACGAACCGUUUCAGCCCCUGGCUGCCACAUUCACUGUCUGAAUCUUUAAUUCCCAAGAAUAAGUUUACAUUUCACAAUGAAAGACCUACAACAGCUAAAUUUUCUGGGGCUGGGAGUAAUACUGACAAUCCAUUUACUGUAGCUCUGCUUUAAUGUACUACUUAGGGAAAUGCCUGCUUAAUAAUGGAAGCCAAGCUAAAUGAUCGUUAAAGUGAUCAGGCCUCCCAUGAAAUUGCGUUCUUCCUGAAUUGAAAUAGAAACAUUAUUGGGAAACUAGAGAACACCUCUAUUUUUAAAAGGACUUUAAUGAAGUCAGACAUCUUAUAAGACUAGUGAUUCACUGGGGCAUCAUUUUGUUAGAGGACCUUAAAAUUCUUUAUUUUUUUAAUGUGAUUCCUUUAUGACAUUAGGGUAAGGAUGAAGCAACAAUUUUUAAAUUGUGUAUGUGCAUAUGAAGCAGAGACGUGCGUGUGUGUGUGUCUGUGUAUGUGUGUGUGUUCUAAUGGUAAUUUGCCUCAGUCAUUUUUUGUAAUAUUUGCAGUACUUGAUUUAGGAUCUGUGGUGGAGGGCAAUGUUUCGAAGUUUAGUCACAGCUUUAAAAUAUUCAAUGUGACUUUAAUAUUAUAAAAUGAUUUCCCAUGCCAUAAUUUUUCUAUUAAAUAGGACAAUUAUAAAGCAUGCAAAAGUUAGAGAUCUGCUAUAUAACAUUUGUUUUGUGAUUUGAACUCCUAGGAACAAUAUGAUUUCAUAAAUGUAAAAUGCAUAGAAAUGCAUGUAAUACUUGUAAGACUUAAAAAUUGUGUUUACAGAUGGUUUAUUUGUGCAUAUUUUUACUACUGCUUUUCCUAAAUGCAUACUGUAUAUAAUUCUGUAUAUUUGAUAAAUAUUUCUUCCUACAUUAUAUUUUUAGAAUGUUUCAGAAAUAUACAUUUAUGUCUUUAUAUUGUAAUAAAUGUGUACAUAUCUAGGUAUACACUUUCUCUCUGCUAUGAAAUUAUUUUUAGAAUUAUAAAUUCACAUGUCUUGUCAGAUUUCAUCUGUAUACCUUCAAAUUCUCUGAAAGUAAAAAUAAAAGUUUUUAAAUAUU
Molecule: messenger RNA, 3530 nt
Organism: Cercocebus atys (sooty mangabey)
Lineage: Eukaryota; Metazoa; Chordata; Mammalia; Primates; Cercopithecidae
Gene: CYP24A1
Product: 1,25-dihydroxyvitamin D(3) 24-hydroxylase, mitochondrial
Exons: 12
Coding region: 492-2036 (514 amino acids)
Biological process (GO): cellular response to peptide hormone stimulus; cholesterol metabolic process; C21-steroid hormone biosynthetic process
Cellular component (GO): mitochondrial inner membrane
Molecular function (GO): oxidoreductase activity, acting on paired donors, with incorporation or reduction of molecular oxygen; heme binding; monooxygenase activity
Source: RefSeq, a predicted model, not a curated record